Molecule: messenger RNA, 4017 nt
Organism: Micropterus salmoides (largemouth bass)
Lineage: Eukaryota; Metazoa; Chordata; Actinopteri; Centrarchiformes; Centrarchidae
Product: scavenger receptor cysteine-rich type 1 protein M160-like
Exons: 14
Coding region: 102-3461 (1119 amino acids)
Cellular component (GO): membrane
Source: RefSeq, a predicted model, not a curated record
AGACGAGGACUCUUGACUGUGAAACUAAAGACAGCUGAAUGAGCUGUGUUCCAGUAAAGCUCCACCUCUUCCUGUAUGCAGAUAUACACUGAGGACAGCACAUGAUGAUCAGAGCAGAGAGCAGGCGGACGGCCAGAGAGACGGUCUACCUGGACAUGGAUCACCUGUUGGUGCUGCUGCUGCUGUGGAGCUCAGGACUCCAGGCUGAAGGAAAUCACACCUCAACAGAGCCUGAUGAUGUCAGAUUGGUGGGAGGAGCCAGUCGCUGUGCAGGAACACUGGAGGUGAAACAUCAGGGAGACUGGAGACCAGUGAGUGGCUCUGGCUGGACCCUGAAGACAGCAGCUCUUGCCUGUAGAGAGCUGGACUGUGGCUCUGCUGUUUCUGUAGGAGAGAGAAAGGAGUCCUCACGGAGACCUGUGUGGUGGAUCAGGUCUGACUGUGUUCAGUCUGGAUCUGCUUUGAGGGAGUGUGGAUCAUCAUAUUCCUCUUCCUCCAUCGUGGAUCUCACCUGCUCAGACUCUGUCAGGCUGCUGGGCGGGACUAGUCUGUGCUCAGGCAGACUGGAGCUGAAGUCUAACCAGUGGUGGUCCUCAGUGUGUGAAGCUGACUUUGACCAGCAGGAUGCAGAGGUGGUCUGUAGGGAGCUUGGCUGUGGGGCUCCUUCAGUCCUCCAUGGGACCCUCUAUGGAGAAGUGGAGGCUCCGAUGUGGACCAAAGAGUUCCAGUGUGGAGGCCAUGAGUCUGCUCUCCUGGACUGUAGAAGCUCAGGCUCAGCUAGAAACACCUGCUCACCUGGAAAAGCUGUUGGACUCACCUGCUCAGAGCCUCAUGAUGUCAGAUUGGUGGGAGAAGCCAGUCGCUGUGCAGGAACACUGGAGGUGAAACAUCAGGGAGACUGGAGACCAGGGAGUGACCCUGUCUCUGGCUGGACCCUGAAGACAGCAGCUGUUGUCUGUAGAGAGCUGGACUGUGGCUCUGCUGUUUCUGUAGGACAGAGAAAGGAGUCCUCACUCAGACCUGUGUGGUGGAUCUGGUUUGACUGUGUUCAGUCUGGAUCUGCUCUGAGGGAGUGUGUAACAUCAUCAGAUUCGUCUCCAUUCAUCGUGGAUCUCACCUGCUCAGACUCUGUCAGGCUGCUGGACGGGACUAGUCUGUGCUCAGGCAGACUGGAGGUGAAGUCUAACCAGAGGUGGUCCUCAGUGUGUGAAGCUGACUUUGACCAGCAGGAUGCAGAGGUGGUCUGUAGGGAGCUUGGCUGUAGGGCUCCUUCAGUCCUCCAGGGGGCGCUCUAUGGAGAAGUGGAGGCUCCGAUGUGGACCAAAGAGUUCCAGUGUGGAGGCCAUGAGUCUGCUCUCCUGGACUGUAGAAGCUCAGGCUCCGCUAGAAACACCUGCUCACCUGGAAAAGCUGUUGGACUCACCUGCUCAGAGCCUGAUGAUGUCAGGUUGGUGGGAGGAGCCAGUCGCUGUGCAGGAACACUGGAGGUGAAACAUAAGGGAGUCUGGAGACCAGUGGAUUACUCUGUCUCUGUCUGGACCCUGGAGACAGCAGCUGGUGUCUGUAGAGAGCUUGACUGUGGCUCUGCUGUUUCUGUAGGAGAGAGAAAGGAGUCCUUACGCAGACCUGUGUGGAGGAUCAAGUCUGACUGUGUUCAGUCUGGAUCUGCUCUGAGGGAGUGUGUAACAUCAUAUUCCUCUUCCUUCAUCGUGGAUCUCACCUGCUCAGACUCUGUCAGGCUGCUGGACGGGACUAGUCUGUGCUCAGGCAGACUGGAGGUGAAGUCUAACCAGAGGUGGUCCUCAGUGUGUGAAGCUGACUUUGACCAGCAGGAUGCAGAGGUGGUCUGUAGGGAGCUUGGCUGUGGGGCUCCUUCAGUCCUCCAGGGGGCGCUCUAUGGAGAAGUGGAGGCUCCGACGUGGACCAAAGAGUUCCAGUGUGGAGGCCAUGAGUCUGCUCUCCUGGACUGUAGAAGCUCAGGCUCAGCUAGAAACACCUGCUCACCUGGAAAAGCUGUUGGACUCACCUGCUCAGAGCCUGAUGAUGUCAGGUUGGUGGGAGGAGCCAGUCGCUGUGCAGGAACACUGGAGGUGAAACAUAAGGGAGUCUGGAGACCAGUGGAUUACUCUGUCUCUGUCUGGACCCUGGAGACAGCAGCUGGUGUCUGUAGAGAGCUUGACUGUGGCUCUGCUGUUUCUGUAGGAGAGAGAAAGGAGUCCUCAGACAGACCUGUGUGGAGGAUCAGCUCUGACUGUGUUCAGUCUGGAUCUGCUCUGAGGGAGUGUGUAACAUCAUAUUCCUCUUCCUUCAUCGUGGAUCUCACCUGCUCAGACUCUGUCAGGCUGCUGGACGGGACUAGUCUGUGCUCAGGCAGACUGGAGGUGAAGUCUAACCAGAGGUGGUCCUCAGUGUGUGAAGCUGACUUUGACCAGCAGGAUGCAGAGGUGGUCUGUAGGGAGCUUGGCUGUGGGGCUCCUUCAGUCCUCCAGGGGGCGCUCUAUGGAGAAGUGGAGGCUCCGAUGUGGACCAAAGAGUUCCAGUGUGGAGGCCAUGAGUCUGCUCUCCUGGACUGUAGAAGCUCAGGCUCAGCUAGAAACACCUGCUCACCUGGAAAAGCUGUUGGACUCACCUGCUCAGAGCCUGAUGAUGUCAGGUUGGUGGGAGGAGCCAGUCGCUGUGCAGGAACACUGGAGGUGAAACAUCAGGGAGACUGGAGACCAGUGAGUGACUCUGUCUGGACCCUGAAGACAGCAGCUGGUGUCUGUAGAGAGCUGGACUGUGGCUCUGCUGUUUCUGUAGGACAGAGAGAGGAGUCCUCACUUAGACCUGUGUGGUGGAUCAGCUCUGACUGUGUUCAGUCUGGAUCUGCUCUGAGGGAGUGUGUAUCAUCAACUUCCUCUUCCUUCAUCCUGAUUGUUACCUGCUCAGACCUGCUGCUUCAGCCCAACAUCUCUGCGUCCUCCUCCGUGGACGGGGUCUCCGAGGCCCAGCAGCAGGGCUUUCAGGUGUCCAGGGGCUCCACCUUCACCAUCAGCUGCUCCAUCCAGCCACAGUACCCAGGAGGCUCCUUCCAGCUCGCCUUCACCUCCUCCAUCACAUCACACAACUACAUCCUGCCAGCUGUCAAUCACUCUGCCCACUUCCUGUUUCCUGCCGCAGAGCCCGCCCACCAAGGAAGCUACAGCUGUGUUUAUCACGUCCAUGUUUUUUCUCAUGACUUCUCCUCUGAGAGCCGUCGGCUGUCUCUCACUGUCUCAGAUCCAACAGGUCUUCUCAUCAAAGUGGUCGUCCUGCCGCUGACUCUGCUGUUGGUGAUCGCUGCCCUUUGUUUCUACCGUAAGGCCAGCAGGGGGCAGAAGCCGGGCAGGCAGGAGGACAUCGAGCUGGAUUAUUAUAACCCGGGUGUUUCUGCAGCUGAAGGAGGGCCGACUGAAGAGGAAGGAGCUCAGGGAGCAGAGUAGGACCUCCAAGGAGCUCAUCUCAGCUGCCUCACAACCCACCAUCAGCUCAGUCCAGGAUUUUACUCUUUUCUAGUGAUGGAUAAGCCUCUGGUUCUGGUUCUUGGGGGGCCUUCACAGACACAGUUUGACUGCCUGACACAUUUACAAGCCAUAUAGUAACAUGAUUUGCUUUCAGAGUGAUAAUGGUUAACUGCUGAGCUCAGAUUACAAAAGUAGAACAUUUGAAGAAAGAUGUUUAAUUUGAGAUACUGUCUUUAUUUCUUUAAUAAGUCCUGUAUCUCUGCAUCUUGUGCCGGACCUCAUCUUUGCCUCUAGAAACCUUUGUCUGGGUACGGACAGACAUGUCUCAAGUCUCAAAAUAACGCUAGUUUCCAGUACAGAGGAAGCUAAGGUCCACUCUUUUGCUGUAAAUUAAACCAAAAGCUAAAGCGUCCCUGACGACGCAUUUGUGUAUCUAGCGCACAUGAGGGGAGGUGUGAAAAAAGGUGUGAUGCAGAGGGGAAGGUCAAGAGUUUUACUUUUUACGCUUCUAUCAUUUUUAGUCAACGGUAAGACU